AUGUUCAUUAGUGUCUGUUCUGUGGGGUUUGUUUGGUUCCAAUCAGAAGGAAGAACUGUAAAACUGUAUAUACCUCAGGAAAGUAAAGCCCUAGAUGACUUGGAAACUGCUGAGAGAUACUUUCGAGUCAACUUUCGAGAUGAGAUCGUCCUAUUGGUAGCAAAGCGCAAUCAUCCCAAUGUUCUUUAUCCUGAGUGUCUGAGACAGGCUUUCCGUGCCCACAAGGCAGUUAUGAACCUGGAAUCCUAUGUCGACUUCUGUGUUACACUGUCGGGGAACAAAUCCAGAUCACCAGAAGACUGCGUGAUGACCAACCCACUAGAAUUUCUCCAAUUUAAUGAGAUUAACCUGAUCGGGAAAGACUUGACACAAGUUCAACUUGAACUAAACAAAGCUGCUAACGACACAAGCUUGGUCACUCGAAAUGGACGCCCCUUUUGGUUCAAUCUCGACGGAGUAUUUGGAAGUAUCACCCGAAAACAGGAGAUCAUAACUGGUGCGAAAGCAUUACAGAUGAUUUAUCCCAUUCGUGCUCCGUCUGAUGACGACGCAUACGAAGACGUGCUCAAGUGGGAGAUGAAAUUUAUCGAAAAGAUGGCCUCGUUGGUGGACAAACUUUCUUGCUUUGAAGUCCAUUAUUCAAGCGAACGGAACAUGGAUGACGCUAUUGAUGAAAGCACUGGGUCUGACGUCACACUGGUGUCAAUCACUUUCACUCUAAUGAUCUCCUUUGCUUGCUUCAUGCUGGGCAAGUUCUUCAAUCCGCUGACCGGCCAUUCCUUGCUUGCUAUCGCAGGAGUGUUUGCAGUGGCCCUAGGCAUUUUAGCAGGACUUGGACUGGGCAUGUGGUUCCGCGUGCCGUUUGUCAGUUUCGUAGGAAUCCUGCCGUUCCUUGUUCUUGGGAUCGGUAUCGACGAUAUGUUCAUUAUGGUAGAUGAGCUUGAUCGACAACCAAGUGAAAUGUCAACGAUAAAAAAGAUUAAAGCAGUCACGAGGCACACAGGUACAACCGUUACAAUGACAACCGUGACGGAUUUGGUAGCAUUUGCUGUCAGCACAUCCACUUCGUUCCCAGCUGUAAGGUAGGGCAUUUAGAUUAAUUGCUGAAUAAGUGUACUUUUACAAUGGCAGUUUGGAAGAAUAUUGUCUGAUUCUUAUAGCACUGUCAAGACAGCUAAUCAAAGAGUGGCUACAAAGUUUUCGGUACUAAUAUAAGAACCCUCUUUUAGGGGGGCUUUUACAAAUCAUAGCGCGCUCUUGACAAGAUUUGCGUAACUUAAGCACAAAAGUUUUUCACUUUUUUCCAAGUUGCUUCAUUUGCUUGAAAAACCCACCAUUUGAAUUCCAACAAGUAAUUAUAUAGAAAAUAUAAAAUGAGAAGAAAGGAGGAAAAGUUAGUGGCCCGUAAAGCAGCAAAAUGGUAUUGCUGAAUUGAUUAUCUUUAGAAGGAUAUGGUUUGCUCAGAGAUAUUCCAACCAGUCUCCAGACAAUUGUGAAGGGUAAAUUAUUCUCAUUUAAUUGUUUAUCCAGUAAUGAUAUAAAUACUAGAAUGGCCCCUACAAUAAAUUAUAUAUUUGUUCAUAUACUGAAAAUUUCCACCGAUUUUACGAGCCAUUGGCACGUGGAAUACGACACUGAUCAGUGGUGCUGCCUUAUCUUUGUUUAAGGUAUUUCUGCAUCUACGCCGCUCUCACCGUGACGUCAUCAUUCCUGAUGAUUGUCACCUUCUUUGUGGCCGUCAUGACCUACGACGUGAGGAGAAUUAAAUCUGGUCGCAGAGACAACUUUCCAUGCUGUUUGGCACCUCGGCCCAAAGAUGGAGAGCCAGCCUGGGACGAGCCCGUCGCACAGACGUCAAAUCGGGUCAUGAAGGCCUGGGGAAAAUUCUUGAUGUCUCGAGCAACAAAAUGCGUGGUUAUAAUUAUCUCGCUGGCCCUCCUUAAUGCUGGGAUUUACGGAGUCACCCAGGUGGACGAGGCAUUUGAUGAGAGAAUGCUCGCGAAAGAUGAUUCUUAUUACAAACAAUUUUUAAUGGCUCAGCAAAAUCACUUCGACCUUUCCAUUCCAGUGAGCAUCGUGGAGACUGGUGGGGUCGAUUACAAGAUGAGGUCCACCCAGGAGCAAAUCAAAGCAAUGACAAAUAUCGUCACAGAGAAUGAAUACUACGAAAAACGCUCGUUAUCCUGGAUGGACGAAUUCUCCCAUUACGCUGAGCAAACUAAUAAGAGUAUCACUGGGCCAAAUUUUUUGCCCGCUCUGAAGGAAUUCCUUCGCAUUCCAGCCUUUUCUCAUUUUAGUCAAGAUUUGAAGUUUACUGAGGAUGGUGCCAUACUGGAAGCCUCUAGGAUCCUUGGUUUUAUGAAGGGUAUCAUUAGCUCCACCUUUCAUAAAAACGCUAUGCUCACACUCCGUGAAGAUAUCACAGAAAAAUCGGAACUUGAUGCCUUUCCUAUCAACCGAUUUUUUAUAUACUUUGAGCAGUACGCCAUUACCACCAGAGAAACUGUAAGGAAUCUACUUAUCGCAGCCUUAGCGGUGCUAGUUGUCACAAGCCCCUUUCUGAUGGAUUGUACCGUGACUUUCCUUGUGGUGUUGAACUUUGCAGCCCUGAUAUGCGAGUUAUUUGGUUUAAUGGUCAUCUGGAAUGUUUCGCUGAAUUCUGUAACUAUGAUCAUCCUCGUUAUGGCCAUUGGAUUUGCAGUCGACUACAGUGCCCAUAUCGCACAUGCGCACAUAACGUCAAACGAAGCUACAGCUAAUGGACGAGUAGUGCAUGCAUUGAGUACAUUAGGAGCUAGUGUGUUCAUGGGAGGUAAGUCAUGUGUUUGAUCUAGUUUAUUUUAUACGUUGUGUUAAUUUCACCGAUCAUUUGCACUGUUACUGGAAGUGUGAAAUACCAGUGAAAAAGUAUAACUAUUGAUUUAUUACUUUCAUGUGAGUAUAUCGGCAGUGAGUCGACUGCCACGAAAGAAGACUACAUAUUCUUUACUUGAAGUCGUUGUAACUGUAGUUUUCUUUAUGUAUGCUUUAGCAAGACGAUUUUUUAUUUCAUGUCCAAAUUUUCUUUUGAUCUGAGUAACCUCCACAUUGUGAAAAGACGGCGACCAUUUCGCCCGUUUCUGUGUAUAAUUGUCUUAUUUGGUUGUUGCCGUCUUGUUGCAUGUUCCUAGGAUUCAGUACCUUCCUUGGCAUGGUCGUUCUUGCAUUUGCCGCAUCGGAGAUCUUCCGAAUAUUCUUCAAAAUGUUCUUCGGCAUUGUCGUACUCGGUCUUCUUCACGGCCUGUGCAUCCUGCCAGUUUAUCUGUCCUUGCUGUGGUGGAGACCGUCUGUUAUUAUCAGAUCCCCCUCACUAGGGGGCGCCUCUGGGAAACUUGGCAGUGGAGACGUCAGAGUGGAAGAGAUCGACGUGACAGAAAACAAAGUUCAGCACGAAAAUAGAAGAGAGAAAACCACUUUGAUAGGUAAAAAUGAAGCCAGCCACGGAGAAGAACAAGAAACAGACACCGCGCAAGGCCUAUUGACGGAUUCCGUCGAAGCAUUCGUUGAUGAAUGGGCACUAACAAGGGCUCCUGAUCCUGAAAGGGAAACAAACGUCUAGUGGAGGCACCUAAGACUAUUUGGGUAACGCUGCUCAGUAUUCCACUAAACGUCCAUUGAAACUGCUGACUUAGCUGACUAAGCUAACUUAUUUCCAAUUCAGAGAUGAAAUCGGGACAAUCAGUAGCACACGGGCAACUGAAAACCAUUUUGAUCCCGGAGCUUUUAAACUAAGUGUUAUAAAAGCAAAACUAAAAUAAACAAAUCGAUAAUUCAAAACUUAAGUAUCCAAAAGAACCCAAAAAACUGCUUCUAGGGCGGGAGAAAAAGUGUGACUUAAUCGCAAUUGUUUUAAGGCUUGUGCCUGAUUGGUUGAGGUGACAGCGUGAGUUUUGUGGGCCAUUCCCGAUGAGCAAAAAAACUAAAACAGUGAAAACUCUACUCCCAAUAGUAAAUAACUUCUGCCUUGGAGAAAAGUGAGCGAUUUUAUUUUACUCGCUUCACAAAGCUCGAAAAGUAUUUAUAAAAAAGGAAUUUAAAAGACAUUUAUCACAUUAUUGUAUGUAAUGAAUACCCAAGGAGUAAUGUGUGGAUCAAUAUCAGUAUCUGGGUAACUGCCCACCUACCCCUCCCCUAACCCAACAUUAACCUUAACUUGUUGUCAAUUGACUGUUGUUGAGUUAGGGGAGGGUUAGGUAGGCAAUUGGCAAGAUACUGAUAUUGAUCCUAACGUGUUAAAAAGAGUAACACACCUUUCAAAAUUUUGAAAAUAUUCCGGUUAAAACCUCAUUACUUCAUUUCAUUACGCGGUACCGUUCUGUUUAUAGUUGGCACUAGUUCCAAUUUAUGAAGCGAAUAUUUUUCCUGCAUUACUCUAAGAUAAAUCAUUGGUAUCAGUAAAAAUUUCGAAAUAAGUUUUUUUUUUAACUCGUGUAAUUUGUAUUCCAAUAAAAGCGUGCUACUUAACUUAUCUCGACUACGACUCUAACAACAGCUUAUAACCAUUAACAAAAAUCUAUGC
Messenger RNA from Pocillopora meandrina, 4558 nucleotides. NCBI's taxonomy places the organism in Eukaryota, Metazoa, Cnidaria, Anthozoa, Scleractinia, Pocilloporidae. The record is from the annotation of a GenBank genome assembly.